Macrosteles quadrilineatus (aster leafhopper) is the source of this 1635-nucleotide messenger RNA. RefSeq lists its product as uncharacterized. Gene Ontology annotation, molecular function: nucleotide binding; DNA-directed DNA polymerase activity; DNA binding. Gene Ontology annotation, biological process: DNA replication. Lineage: Eukaryota; Metazoa; Arthropoda; Insecta; Hemiptera; Cicadellidae. The record is from RefSeq and is a predicted model, not a curated record. The coding region runs from base 1 to 1635 and encodes 544 amino acids. The transcript has a single exon.
AUGGAAACCUUUGGAGAUUUCCAUGAUUUUUACUUGAAACUUGACGUCUGCCUUCUUGCAGACGUUCUGACAUCAUUUAGGAAAACGUGUUUGGAAGCGUACAAGAUCGACUGUUGUCAUAUGUACACCGCACCUGGACUUGCCUACAAAGCGAUGCUGCGUAUGACACGUGUAACCCUUGAGUUACUUACCGAUCCUGAUAUGUUACUGAUGAUUGAAAGUGGCAUACGAGGUGGGUUAGUCCAAUGUGUGACCCGCUAUGCCAAAGCAAACAACCCUCAUUUAAUCAAUACCGCUGACUACGAUCCCAAUGAAAAGCAGAGCUGGCUUCUUAUGCUUGAUGCCAUAAACUUAUAUGGCGCAUCCCAAAGCAAAUACCUUCCAACUGGACACUUUCAGUUUGUAGAGUCACCCGAAAACCUAGACUGGUCCAGUGUCUCUUCGGAUAAUCCAACCGGAUACAUACUAGAGUGUGAUCUUAAAGUCCCUGAUAAUGUUCACGAUCGUUUGCAGUACCUUCCGCCAUUGCCUGAGCUAGAAGCACCCCCGGGAAGUAAGGACAAAAAGCUGCUUGCGACACUAAAAGAUAAAACGAAAUAUGUAGCUCAUUAUUCCGUGUUUCAACAGGCCGUUAAACUGGGAUUGAUUGUAACAAAGGUCCACAGAGCAAUCUCGUUUUCACAAUCACCCUUUAUGAAAAAGUUUGUAGACUUUAACGCGGAAAUGAGAGCCAAGUCGACAAACGAGUUCUACAAAAGCAUAUUCAAAUUGAUGAAUAAUGCGAACUACGGAAGGUUGCUUAUGAACAAGCGUAACCACCGCGACGUCAGAAUUGUAACUAAAGACAGUACAUUGCAAAAGCUUAUUCGGAACCCUCAAUUCGUGGAACAUGUUAUAAUCGACCAAAACAUCGUACUUGUGUACAUGCAAAGAAAAACGGUGAUCCUCAACGCUCCUAUCUAUGCGGGAAUGUGUGUGCUUGACUUGUCCAAAGUACACAUGUAUCAGUUCUACUACGACGUACUUUGUAACCACUUUACAGACAAAGAGUUAAGGCUGCAGUAUACAGACACAGAUAGUUAUCUGCUGCACUUGACCACUGAUCGCGAUCUUUUCCAAGUAUUAAAACAGCCCACACUUGCUGCAUAUCUGGAUAUGUCAGUAUAUCCUGUAGGACAUCCGCUCAAAGACGACACAAACAAAGGUAAAAUCGGUUGUUUCAAAGACGAAUCGCGUUUAGGAAAACAUAUUCAAGAGUACGUCGGUCUACGUUCUAAAAUGUACAUUUAUCGCUAUGGGUCGGAUGAAAGUGAAAUAGAGUUCACUUCUAAAAAAGCAAAGGGUAUAAAAUCAUCCUACGUGAAACGUUACCUAUCGUUUGAAGACUAUAAAAGAACAUUGUUCGAAGGAUUUGAACCGGAAAAAGCCGAAUUCAAUCUAAUCCAAAGCCGGCUAUUCAGGAUUACAACGAAAACAGUUGUUAAACGAUCUCUGUCCGCUUCAGACAACAAGAGAGUAAUUACUAAUGACCGAAUCAACACGCUUCCCUACGGGCAUUAUAAACUUAGGACCAUCACGGAAGAACCUACCGCUGAGGAGGACAGCAAUGAAAACAAUGACAAUGACAUUAUAUGA